GGGGUACUUCCAACACACCCUCAACGACAUUCAGAAGGAAGAACUAUGCAACAAAGCGAGCGAAUACCAAGCAGCACCUCGAGAGACUUCUACGAGCGCAUCCAUAGUUGUGGAGUUGCGUGCCUCAUAGCUACAAACGGCUUCGUCCGCCACGUCACGAAAGACAGGCGUCCGAAACGACAUCUGGUAUUCAAGGCUAGGGUACUCUUUGUUCCUGCCCACCUGAUCGACCAGGUGAGGUGGCCCGGUGAGGAGAGGGUUCCUGGCCCUAGUCUAGUGCCGAGGAACUCGUCUCGAGCCGCAGGUUCGCCACGUGCGGGACCGCGGCGGUUCGCGCGCGGUUUAUAGCGGCUCCUACGCAUCUGCUGGUCGACAGCAGAUCGUG
Molecule: messenger RNA, 385 nt
Organism: Zymoseptoria tritici IPO323
Lineage: Eukaryota; Fungi; Ascomycota; Dothideomycetes; Mycosphaerellales; Mycosphaerellaceae
Exons: 1
Coding region: 46-348 (100 amino acids)
Source: RefSeq, a predicted model, not a curated record